ACUCUGAAAAGAACCCACUAUUGGAACUACUGACGCUAGUUACGGCGCGUACCCAGAAAAAAAUAUUUAAAACAGAGACAACGUUGUCUCUUCAACAAACAAAAUUGUUAAAAGUCCACACAUGGGGUAAACAUCCUCACAACUAAACAAAUUGCGUUACCACCUGAAUUCAUCUUCACUACACCUGUACUAGAAAAAGGACUGAAAUAAUCAAUCAAGUUUUACUAAAACCCGACACGUGCAACUGUCCCCUAUAAUACAUGCAUUGUGGGUGCAUCAACACACCUGUGCCAGGAAAAGGAGCAGCUGUAAUCAAGUUACUGUGGAAAACUGUUGCUAGCAACAAUUCCCAAUGUUGCUAAUCAUUUGAUCUUGAACCUUCCUCGCGAGUGGAACUGAUACAGAAUGGCGUUUAAUAUAUCGACAAUGCGGCCGCAUGUCGAUUCUGUGUUGGUCACAGAACGAGAGCUUCCCACUGGUGUGGUAUACCGGAACAAGGACAAGAUUCAUGACGCAAACUUUUGGCACAGGUUUAAGGUGAAGAAUGUUGGGGACACUCAUCGGGAUGAUAUCUUGUUAUCUCUUAUGAAGCAUGUCUAUCCUAUGGACUUUUUGCCAACCAAUUUUACCAAAGAUGGAGACAACGCAUAUAUUUUGGCUAGAGGCUGUGGAGUGGCUGUUGAGAAGUUCUGCUUUGACAAUUUGGAGGUGCCAAAUUGUAUCAACCCGAAUGCCCCAUCAUUCAAAUUGGAGGUGAUGAUCAAAUUUUCCACCACCAGUGAAAUUAAAAUAAAUGUGGCAGCUAAUCUUGAAUCGGUCUUGAGUAAAAGAUUUAAAUCAGUGAUCAAAACUUUAGAUUUGAACAUGUUCUACAAGGAUCCAGAUUUGACUGAAUUUUGCCCAUUGAGUCAGCCAAAAAUUAUGUAUUUUGUUUUGCAUCUUGCAAGACCACUAAAACCAAAGAGGAUUAUAUUGUCAAAUAAUGGUAUAAAGUCAUUGAUACCUUUAGAAACACUUGUGGAUGUACAAAUUGAAUUCCUUGAUCUGAGUAGCAAUGAGAUUGAAAACGUACAAGCUUUGGAACCCCUAAAAUUGCUUCCAACAUUAAGAGAACUCUAUUUGGAUAACAACAUGUUGUGCAGCGAGUUCAACGAAUCAUUCAACUAUUGCACCCAAGUGAAGUCAUACUGUCCCCUUCUUAAAACCCUGGACGGAAUACCAGUGCUGCAACACCUGAAGGGCAUCAAAAAGCCACAGAAGAACUUUCUGUGCAACCUCGACAGUCUGAACGUGGUGAACAGCUUCGUCGAGCGUUACUUCACAUUGUUCGAUUCGAGCCAACGUCGCGACGUGAUGGAAAUGUACGACCAGGAGGCCAUAUUCACCAUGAGCUUCAAAUGCAAUGCACACCAGAUCACAUCGAAGGCUGCGUAUAAACACUACAACCAGAUAUCACGGAACAUGAAGCAGCUGGCCAACAUGACGAAGAGCACCUUCGGCGUGUUUACCGGACCCACGCAAAUUUUCGGGAACGGUUUGGCUCAGAUUCCACCCACAGAACACGACCGCUACGAUUUGAAGGUGGAUGUAAUCUAUUAUCAGCUUCCGGUUAUUGUACUGGUGGUGACAGGUAUAUUCAAACAUCCAAUGGAGGCGGGCGCCAUGCAGAAGCCUUACUUCCAUUUUAGCAGGACGUUCGUACUGCGCGAGACCAACGACAAAGUUUACAUUAUGAACGAUCUAUUGCACGUGCAGAACGCCAUGACGAAACAGGCGUUAGCUGCGUUCUCUAUAGAGGACAAGACUCCAAUCAAAUAUGUGGCUGUGACCCUGGACCAAAAGAAUGAGGCGAUCAGGACGUUUGCCCUCAUCACUACUCUCACGGAGGCUUGGGCAAAGAAGUGUCUUGAGGACUGUGCGUUCGACGUGAAAAAGGCUUUGCAAGUGUUCAUCGGCCUGUACAAAUCUAAUCAGAUUCCUGACGACGCCUUUGCCAAUUCCCGAGAUGACCUCACUUCUGCCUCCGCAGAUUUUCCCGAGAGCAAUGACCCAAUUCGGCUGUUGAAUUGCGAUUGUUCUGCGUCUUCCAUUUCUAGUCGGUGCGUUUCCGUAGACGACUCGGAUGACGUCAAUUCUCUCCCUACGGAUGCCACCCGAGACAGUGACCUUGUCGAUCGCGUGAGACGUGAUUUUUCGCCCUCUUCCGAUUCUAGUCAGUGUCAUUUGCCUCCUCCUGUCGACGAUGAGGAGUCGAACAUUUUGUUGGGACUUUUAAAGGAACGCAAACCGUGGAGUCUUGCCGUCAGGACUGUUUUGUUCAGAUAUCGUCCACCUGGUAACAAAGAUCAAAUUCAGAAACUGUUUUCCACAACAGACGGCGCGAAGUAUUGGGUGAAUAUUCCACAGUCCCUCGGAGACUGUAUCAAAAUUGAGGAGCUGCCCUCGGGCGCCUGUCCUCGUGUUAGUCGCGAAGAAGAUAAUGUGGUCAGAAAAAUUUUAUUAUUGCGGGAUAAUUUGCCGGAAAAUGUCUCAACUCUUCUAUUCGAUGUUCUCAGAGAGAGUGGUAACUCACUUUCGUUUCGUGCUAAAAGUGGAAAUGGAAUCAAAGUUUCGUUGGCGUUUGAAGAAUGCGACUCUCUUAUUGUUUCUUGGGAAGAGGACGAAAUUGCCUCGAAGGCCUUUGCCAAUCCUUUCACUGCAGCGGUAGAACUUAAGGAGCAAUUGUUGAAGUUUAGACCACAUGGUUGCGACAAGGAUCUGACCAAGUUGUUUUGCACUAGAGAUGGACAGAAGAUUAGAUUGACUAUUCCGCAUUUCCCAACAGUUAAUGAGUUAACAGCGUAUGAAGAAGACCAAUUUGCUAAAAAACUGAUGAAGAUGGAGCCUCCUUACACCGAUGACAUUCUUUCGGUUUUAAUGCGGUUUAGACCUGAAGGAAACGAAGAGGAAAUCCGGAAAGGUUUUAAAACUUUGGACGGUCGCGAGAUAUUCGUUAGCAUUCCUCUGCCACGUAAAGAAAUGAUCGUCAAUAAUGAUAUUAUUUGGGUAUCAGAUGAUGAUGACGUUUCUGUUAACCAAAAUGAACCUCUUGUUGCUAAUCAUAAGACUGAUAAUGAAGUUAAUAGUGAAAUGGAUGUGGUUUUAAACUCGAAUAAAUUAACCGAACUAGGAAUGGCAUUAGAACAUAAUAUUCUAGCGAAUUCGAACAACGAAUUAUUCUCAACACCAGUCAAUUAUGACAAUGAAAUGGAAAUGGCAGAAGGUAUGACAUUCGUUAACCUUCUUUCGUCUCAUAAAGAAACGGUCGAUAAUAAUCACAAUAUUUGGAUAUCAGAUGAUGACGACGUUCUUGACCAAAAUGACACUUUUGUUGCCAAUAAUAUGACUGACAAUGAAGUUAGUAAUGAAAUUGAUGUAGAUUUAAGGGAGAAUAAUCUAACCGAAUCAGGAAUGGCAUUAGAACAGAAUACACCAGCUGAAUCAGAGGUGUCCCACUUAGAAAUGGUCCCAAUAGUUUCAUCAGCAAAUGAAAAAAUGGUUACUAAGACUAAAUUAUUCUCAGUACCAGUAAAUUCUGACAAAGAAAUGGGAUCAGCAGAAAGUAAGACAUUCGUUAGCUCUCCUAAGCCUCGUAAAGAAACUAUCGAUAAAUAUGAUAUUAUUUGGUUAUCAGAUGAUGAUGGCAUUCCUGUUAGUCAAAAUGAAGCUUUGCAUGAUAAGACUGAUAAUGAAAUUAAUAGUGAAAUGGAUGUAGAUUUAAGAGAGAAUAAUAUAAGCGAAGCAGGAACGGCAUUGGAACUGAAUACACCAGUUGAAUCAGAGGUGUCCCUCUUAGAAAUUGAUAAAGUAGUUUCGACAACAAAUGAAGAAAUGCUUACUAACGCUGACAAAGGUAAUUCUAUUACCCCGAAUUUGAAUAGUGAAUUAUUCUCAGUACCAGUCAAUCAUGUAAAUGAAAUGGAAAUGACAGAAACUAAGACAUUCGUUAGCUUUCCUACACCUCGUAAAGAAACUAUCGAUAAAAAUGAUAUUAUUUGGUUAUCAGAUGAUGAUGGCAUUCCUGUUAGUCAAAAUGAAGCUUUGCAUGAUAAGACUGAUAAUGAAAUUAAUAGUGAAAUGGAUGUAGAUUUAAGAGAGAAUAAUCUAAACGAAUCAGGAACGACAUUAGAACAGAAUACACCAUUUGAAUCGGAGGUGUCCCACUUAGAAAUUGAUAAAGUAGUUUCGACAUCAAAUGAAGAAAUGCUUACUAACGCUGACAAAAACAAUUCUACUAUUUCGAAUUCGAAUAGUGAAUUCUCAGUACCAAUCAUUUUUGCUAAUGAAAUGGAAGUGGCAGAAAGUAAGAUAUUCGUUAGCUUUCCUACGCCUCGUAAAGAAACUGUCGAUAAAAGUGAUAUUAUUUGGGUAUCAGAUGAUGAUGACGCCAAAUCAGGAAUGGCAUUAGAACAGAAUAAAACAGUUGAAUCAGAAAUGAUAUUGGAACAAAAUAAUGAAGUCAUGGUGCCCCAAUUAGAAAUGAAUCAAGAUGUUUCUACGUCAAGCGAACAAAUGCUUGCUAACACUAGCCCGAAUUCGAUUAAAGAACAAUUCUCUGUGCUAGCCAGUUCUGGCAGAGAAGUCGAAUUCGCAGAAACAUUCUACCAGUUACCUCAAAUAGACUGCGAAUGUUUUUUAAACGACGGUUUGGAACAUGAUUGUCUGGUGUUGGGGGAAAAUGAACUUUUAAAAGUGUCAGAGGAAGAAGACAAAAUAGCUCGCAUAGUUAUGAAAGGAUGUUUCUCAAACAACUUUGUGUCAUUUUUGUAUCGAAGAUACAGAGGUACCUUCAAUAUUAAAUUCCGAACCAAAAAUGGAUUGAUGCUUUUCCACAGACGUCCAUCAAAUGAUCCUGCGUAUAAAUCUUACGACUGUCUGCCUUGGGAAAUUCCGUUAGUAGAGCAAUAUACAGAUUUGAAUUAUGAAGACACUGUUGCGUUGAAUAUUUUAUGUAAUCCAAAUUUUCUGAAAACCAACAUGCAUGCUUUGCAAGCAUUUAGACCUAAUGGUGUCAAUAAGGACAUGUACAAAUUACUUAGAACCAAAAGGGGUUACAUGUUUACAAUAAAAUUACCUCCAGCUGAAAAAGUGAGUUCCAACAUAAAAAUUCCGGACAUUAAUGGAAAUGAAUUUCUGCCUUGUUUGGAUAAAGAAGAUGAAACUGCAAACAUUUUGUUAUCCGCACCCAAACCAUGGACAGAUGGCGUUUACAAUCUUUUAUAUAAGUACAGACCGUCUGGUUGUGUACUGCAUUUACAUAAAAUGUUUUGUACACAAGACGGUCGAAAAAUUAUUGCUCAAAUACCAAAUACAUUUAACUAUAAACCAAUGAGAAGUAUUCCAUUGCUACAAACUAUGAUUGAUGAUGUGUGCUUCUUCACCGAAAGUUUCAGCCAGGAGGAUAGACUGUUCAUAUUUGAAUCUGAUACAGUUGUGCCCGAUAGAGAGGAACAAAUAGCAAUGGCGGUUAUCCAUAACAAGAUUAGUUUUACUCAGAAACCUCCAAGACAACGCUUCCGUUCAAACGCUGGUUUUAUGGUUUGUGGUAGACCGAUGAGCACAUUACGGGGAAAUUUACCAAAACCCUCUUCUAACAUAUUAACAUCUUUAACCGAAUUAGAAGACAUGAUCGCACAAAGAAUUAUUCGAAAUCCAUCAAUUCUACGGGGCAACCUCCGUUUUUUAACAUGCCUCUUACCAUCACAAGGAUAUUUACAUUUUCUAAAAAGAUCAUACAAACUCUUGCGUACAAAAGACGGCUUGAUGUUCUGUGUGAGGCUGAACGGGAAGAUGAAAAACCGGAGCGGCAACGAUACUACGCCGUUAAUUGAACCAGACCCUGUAUCGGACGAGGAGGACCAAAUGGCCAAGUUACUUUUGAACAGUCCUAGACCGUGGUCGCACGCGAUUAAUUCUCAAUUAUACAAAUACAGACCGCCAAGAUUCGACCUGCAUCUGCAUAAGUUGUUUCGCACCAAAGAGGGCUUAAAAAUUAUCGCUCACAUUCCUAAGAGUUUGUCCACCGGUAUAUUGUAAUUUGUUAUGAUUUUGGUACUUGAAGUUACGAUGAAGUUUUUUUUAUUAUUUGAAUAAUGAUUAUUUCUUUUGGGGAGAUCUAGAUUCUUCUGGACCUAAUUUGUUACUUGUGAUAAAUUGAAGUUACUUUUUUUGUUUUGUAUUUGAAGUUACCAGGAAGUUUUUUGUUUUUUAGGAGGUCUAUAGGUUUUUCUUCACCUAAUCAGUUGUUGUUAAUUUAUUUAUUUUUAUUUUGAAGGAUUUGUUAUUAACUAGUGUUAAAUACUUUGUUACUAUUAUUUUUUAUUUAAUAAAUUAUUUUGUUUAUAGUA
This is a messenger RNA of Aethina tumida (small hive beetle), 6386 nucleotides long. RefSeq lists its product as uncharacterized. Gene Ontology annotation, cellular component: nucleus. Lineage: Eukaryota; Metazoa; Arthropoda; Insecta; Coleoptera; Nitidulidae. The transcript is spliced from 11 exons. Gene Ontology annotation, biological process: poly(A)+ mRNA export from nucleus. Gene Ontology annotation, molecular function: protein binding; RNA binding. Bases 406 to 6075 code for a protein of 1889 amino acids. The record is from RefSeq and is a predicted model, not a curated record.